GCUGCCAUGGAGGCGGCACCGCCCCUCUUCUCCUUCGGUGUCAUCGCGGACAUCCAGUACGCGGACGCGGAGGAUGGCUACGACUUCAGCGGGUGCCAGCGGCGGUACUACCGGCAGAGCCUUACCCUGCUACGGAACGCCGUGGAAGCGUGGGUCACCGAGCGGCCGCCGCUCAGCUUCGUGCUACAGCUCGGUGACAGCAUCGAUGGCCUCAAUGCCCGCCGCGGCGAGUCCGAGGGUGCCUUGGCACAGGUGCUGGCAGUGCUGCGGCGGCUGCCGGUGCCGGUGCACCACGCGUGGGGCAACCACGAGCUGUAUAACUUCAGCCGGGCCCGCCUGGCGCGCAGCGGCCUCAGCAGCCGGGCCGCCGGAGCCGUGGCCGGGCCGCCCGGCGGGGACUGCCAGGCCUAUCACUUCAGCCCGGCUCCGCCGUUCCGCGUCGUGUUGCUGGACGCCUACGACCUGAGCACCCUGGGCAGGGAGCCAGACAGCCCCCGGUACAGGGAGUCCCUGCGGCUGCUGCGGGAGAAGAACCCCAACGACAACCUCAACAGCCCCGCAGGGCUCCAGGAACCUCAGUUCGUAGAGUUUAAUGGAGGAUUUGGCCAAGCCCAGCUGGACUGGUUCAAUGAAGUCCUCAAGCUCUCUGAUGUAAACCAAGAAAAAGUUAUAGUUACAGGUCAUCUGCCCAUUCAUCCAGAUGCUUCAGACAGAGUGUCCCUAGCCUGGGAUUACCAAGAUGCCCUCUCGGUCAUACACUCCCACCAGUGUGUGGUCUGCUUCCUUGCAGGGCACUUGCACAUCGGUGGCUAUUGUCUGGACUCUCAUGGGGUUCAUCAUCUGACUUUGGAAGGGGUUAUUGAAACUCCAGCAGAGAGCAAUGCCUUUGGAACUAUUUAUGUCUACAAAGAUAAGAUGAUAUUAAAGGGAAGGGGCAGAAUUUCAGACAGGGUCAUGCACUUCUGAGAAAAGUAAGCAAAUCCAAAUCAUACUUCUUUGGGAAGGGCUCAGACUGAAA
Molecule: messenger RNA, 1018 nt
Organism: Indicator indicator
Lineage: Eukaryota; Metazoa; Chordata; Aves; Piciformes; Indicatoridae
Gene: ADPRM
Product: ADP-ribose/CDP-alcohol diphosphatase, manganese dependent
Exons: 3
Coding region: 7-966 (319 amino acids)
Molecular function (GO): CDP-glycerol diphosphatase activity; 2',3'-cyclic-nucleotide 2'-phosphodiesterase activity; ADP-ribose diphosphatase activity
Source: RefSeq, a predicted model, not a curated record